Messenger RNA from Lachancea lanzarotensis, 390 nucleotides. It is a transcript of the gene IES6, whose product is annotated as LALA0S10e01508g1_1. The transcript has a single exon. NCBI's taxonomy places the organism in Eukaryota, Fungi, Ascomycota, Saccharomycetes, Saccharomycetales, Saccharomycetaceae. Gene Ontology annotation, biological process: chromatin remodeling. The record is from RefSeq and is a predicted model, not a curated record. Gene Ontology annotation, cellular component: Ino80 complex. Bases 1 to 390 code for a protein of 129 amino acids.
AUGAACAACGCCAAGGUCGACUUUCUCAGGACCGUGGCGGCUGAAAAUUCCCUUCAGGGCCAAAACCUGAGCCUGAAACGCUCGACUUGGAAAAAGCCCCACAGACGGCACAAAGCUACGCGCCAGCUGUUGACCGACGAAUGGAAAAGACUCACGAAAAACCCGAACGAGAAGACUUUGCUGACGUAUUUCAACGUCGAGGCUCCACCCAGCGUGUAUCCUGCCAAGAAAUACUGCGAUAUCACGGGUCUCAAAGCCAACUACAAAUCGCCUGGAAACGGCCUACGUUUCUGUAACAGUGAAGUUUACAGUCUUGUUAUCAAGCCUAUGGCUCCGGGCAUCGACCAGGAGUAUCUCAAGCUCAGAGGCGACAACGUCGUUCUCAAAUGA